This is a messenger RNA of Habropoda laboriosa, 2395 nucleotides long. It is a transcript of the gene Hsl, whose product is annotated as hormone-sensitive lipase. Gene Ontology annotation, cellular component: cytosol. The record is from RefSeq and is a predicted model, not a curated record. The transcript has 10 exons. Gene Ontology annotation, molecular function: triacylglycerol lipase activity; sterol ester esterase activity. Gene Ontology annotation, biological process: cholesterol metabolic process; triglyceride catabolic process. NCBI's taxonomy places the organism in Eukaryota, Metazoa, Arthropoda, Insecta, Hymenoptera, Apidae.
CGAUUGGAAAAACAAUAUGGCUGUUACGUAGAGUUCCAAGAAAUGUCAAAUGCAAAAUAAAACUGUCGUGCAACAUAAAGUAUUGUGUAAUUGUUAUCCAUUAUAACAAUAAUUAAUUAAAAAUUUGUUGCUAAGCUAUUAAACAGAAAGCAGCUCAGAUGUCGCUGGAUGAUGAUUUUGAGAGACCAUUUGAAAAUCCUGAGCACCUACAAUGGGGAGCAUUGCGAUCAUUGUGUCAUGCUAAUGCAGAAUACUUUAUGUCACAUCAAGAUGAGAACAGUAUUAGAAUUAGAGCUGCUCUUAUGGCAAUAUUAGAUCAUUUGGUGCAAUUACAACCACUAUAUAAAGAGAUCAGUAAAAUUGCACCAAUGUUUGACUUUGAUGUACAGACACCUGGCAAUGGAUAUAGAAGUUUUUUAGUUCUAAUAGAUAAAUGUAUUAUACAUUCACGUUCUGUCUGUCACAGAAUAUAUUGUCAAAAAGAUUCUGUAUGGUUUCGUAGAAGUUAUCACAUGAGGUAAUUACCAAAAUUUCAUUUGUUUAAAACAUUCUGACAACUGCUAGCAUCGUUGUGCACUUGCUUAGAGCACUUACAAACACUUUAUUCAUGGAGUGAGCACAUAAAUGAUGGAAAACCGUCUCUCUUCAUAGACAAUAGUCAUAAUCCCCAUGAAAUUUUAAAUAAAAUAGAUAGUAUCAAUCAGUAUUGUUUUUAUGGCAGGUGUUUAGGAUUUCAGUUUUAUGAUAAUUUAAAGCCUGUUUUAAAAACUAUAUUGGUUUGUAUGGCGACAUUCAGCGAAGCAUUUUAUUCUAAUGGUACGUUAUUAGCACGUUGUACUAACUACGUUAAAUAUAUGUUAGAUCCUGAAAUACGGGCACGCCGUAUUGUUGACGUGUCUCAGCGUGCUGAUAUUUCAUUUUGUCAAGCCUUUUGGUUUCUUAAUGAAACUGACAUUGCGCGUAGGUUACCGACUAUAGCCUCCCCUUCUUUGGCAAUAAAUCAAAUAAUUUCUAUUCCACCCGAAGAACUGACACUUCGUACAUUAAAUGGUACAAACGUGUCAAUUCCGAUACCAAACAGUCAUGUUGGAAAAAGGCCAUUACACGUUAGACUGUUAAGCUCUAAGCAUCGUUUAGGAAUGGUUGGUUCAGGUGGAGUAGCGGGAGAACUGCAUGGAUUGUCCGAUGAACUGGUAAUUCAUUGUCAUGGUGGAGGUUUCGUAGCUCAGACUUCUCUGUCUCAUGAAACAUAUUUACGCAGUUGGGCUAUAACUCUUGGUAUACCUAUUCUAAGUAUAGAUUACAGUUUAGCACCUGAAGCUCCAUUCCCUCGUGCACUCGAAGAAGUGCUAUAUGCAUAUGCAUGGGCUUUAAAUCAUGCAAAUACAUUGCUUGGGAGUACAGCGCAAAAAAUUAUUUUCGCCGGUGAUUCCGCUGGGGCAAACUUAAAUUUGGGUGUUACUUUAAAAUGUAUGCAGCUAAAUAUUAGAAAACCUGAUGGAAUAUUUAUGGCAUACACACCGGUACUUGUUGACUUCGUAUUAUCACCUUCACGGUUACUUUGUCUCACAGAUCCAUUAUUACCUAUGGGAUUUCUGAUACGUUGCUUGAAAGCAUAUGCCUCUUCAGAUAACAAACGGGGUGUACGAGAAAAAGAAAAUGAUAGUGCUGAAUGUAUAAAAUCAGAUACCGAAUCUUUUGCAGAAGUAAGCGAAAGUGAUCUAAUAGCAUUAGCUCUCAGUCCUAAUGAAGAUGAAACAAAUGAAGCACAUAAGUUAGCAUCCUUACCAUCUGAUUCUACUUUGAAUUCUGUUAGUUUAACAGAAGCUGAUGGAAUGGAACAUCUACAGGAAGAAGCAAAAUCUCAAGAAUAUGUUAACAAAUUUGUAGAAUUGUAUCGAAAUUGUGGUACAAAUGCUUCAACGCGUAUUGGAAAUAACAUUAUUAACACGGAUAACAAUACGUCGAAAAAUGACAGAUCGUGGUCUUUCUUUGGUUGGUCUCUCCGUGGAAAGCACAGAGAAUCCAAAGAACUGGAUAUAGAAAAUGUAAAAAGUCCUUUGGAAGAAUUUAUGUUUACAGUGCCCAAGGAUCCAUAUUUAAGUCCUUAUCUUGCAGCAAAUAAUCUUUUAGCACAAUUACCACCUGUCAAAAUGCUGACAUUAGAAUUGGAUCCGUGCCUUGAUGAUUCUGUUAUGUUCGCAAGAAAACUUCGAUCGCUUGGUGUAUUAGUGACGCUUGACAUAUUGCCAGGUUUACCACAUGGAUUUCUUAAUUUAACACCGGUUUCAAAAGAAGCAAGUGAAGGAUCAGAUCUAUGUGUGAAAAGAAUUCAGGAGCUACUAGUAUUAUAAUUAUAUGGAUACAGCACUCAUAAAUAUAUAGAUGUGAAUAU